AUGACUUGUUUUAUCUUGCAUAAUGUGGCUAAGCACCUUAAUGAUGAAGAUUUCGCUGUUGAUAUACCGGGAGAUGGCGAACAAGAAGAAAUCCAUAAUCAACAUGGUGCUGACUAUGCUGAUGGAGUGAUACGUCAGAGAGAAGGCUCCUUACUGGGUCCGGCUUUCAUUGUGGUAGGUUUCAGUACUGGUCCUGAACUUCCAGAUGCUUCUUCGGAUCUGCCUUCUCAGCUGUUAGAGAAUAAAAAGAAACUCAAGGCGUCGAUACUAGUGUUGGUCGUAUCGUUAGCAGGAAACAUAAAAGCGUAA
This is a messenger RNA of Acanthoscelides obtectus, 309 nucleotides long. Lineage: Eukaryota; Metazoa; Arthropoda; Insecta; Coleoptera; Chrysomelidae. The record is from the annotation of a GenBank genome assembly.